CACGAAUGGACUAUAAUGCACGAACGGACUAUAAUUUUGAAUCCCAGAUUACAAAAUUAGCGAAUAAAAGUCCAGUAAUACCAAAUUAAAAAUCUUAUUACGUGUUAACGACCUAUCAAAACCCGAAAUGGUACGAAAAAAAAUUAAAAAAAAAAAAAAAAUAAUUUGCUUGCAGUCUCUGGUUUGUAGAACGAAAUUUUUGUAUUUUUAACUCUUCGAAGCUUCUCCCGAUUGGUUUGUAUAUAUGUGUAAAUGUGUAUGGGCAAUCGGCACAUGGACGUCGACGUCCAGUUUCGAAAUAAUCACCGUCUCGACGCGGCGCGCCGAAUUUUCUUUCAGCGCCGCGAAAUAACCGAAAAGAAAAAUUCAAGUGCGGUUCAAUAGUGGUAAAGUUUCGAAAAAACUAAUUUCUCAUUCUCGCAUACAGAAAAAAGACAUCGACGAUAUGAUUCCAGUUUUCAACAAAUAUGAUGGAACGAACAGAAAUUUCCUUAUAAAACUCAAUAAACAAGUGAUUUUACUAGAAUCAUGAGUAAUAAUAAUAGUAAAUAAUUACUUAAUUGUUUAGUGUUGAUUAUACGAUGUUGGAUAUAUUCAGAGGCCUUAAAGCUCUAGUUAGAGUCAGUCACAUCCAUACGGAUUCCCCAAUCUUCAGACUACAUUAUUCUUUAACAUCCAGUAUGUUAAUAGCUUUCAGUCUUAUAGUAACCACCAGACAGUACGUAGGGAAUCCUAUAGAUUGUAUCCACACCAAAGAUAUACCGGAAGAUGUUUUUAAUACCUUCUGUUGGAUACAUUCGACAUUCACCGUUGCCAAUGAUAAAAAUGAACCUUACGCUCAUAUGUAUCUACCGGGAAGUCCGGGAAUAAGGACUACUCACAACGAUAAAGAAAAAAAAGUUUACAAGUAUUAUCAGUGGGUGUGUUUUUGCUUAUUUUUUCAAGCAAUUCUAUUCUACACGCCCAGAUGGCUCUGGAAAUCGUGGGAAGGUGGCAAAAUUCACGCGCUGAUGAUGGAUCUCGACGUUGCCGUUUGCACGGAAAUCGAAAAAAAACAAAAAAAGAAAUUGAUGAUCGAUUAUUUAUGGGAAAAUUUGAGAUACCACAAUUGGUGGGCUUACAAGUAUUAUUUAUGCGAAGUAUUGGCGUUGAUCAAUGUCGUUGGUCAGAUGUUUUUGAUGAACAGAUUUUUCGACGGGGCCUUCAUAAUGUUCGGUUUCGAAGUGAUAUCGUUCAUGAACAGCGAUCAAGAAGAUCGUAUAGAUCCGAUGAUCCAGAUAUUCCCGAGGAUGACCAAAUGCACUUUCCGGAAAUACGGAGUUUCCGGCGACGAAGAAAAACACGACGCCCUCUGUAUACUUCCUUUGAACGUGGUCAACGAGAAAAUUUACGUUUUCCUGUGGUUUUGGUUCAUUAUUUUGACAAUUUUGACGUUUCUCACUGUCGUUUAUAGAAUUAUCAUAAUUUUUUCGCCUCGGAUGCGAGUUUACCUUCUGAGGAUGAGGUACAGGUUGGUUAGGAGGGACGUCGUCGAUACGUUGGUCCGCAGGAGUAAAAUGGGGGAUUGGUUUUUAUUUUAUAUGCUGGGGGAGAACGUGGAUUCGUUAAUUUUUCGGGAUGUUAUGCAAGAACUGGCGCACAAGCUUAAUAGGCACGAUUUUCACCAUGGACCGGGCUUCAAAGGAGAAAUCCAAGAAGCGUAAAAUUUAAUCGGAAAUAUUCCUUUUGAAAUCGCGACGGUUCGCAUUCGGAGAAGUUUUACAUCGCACUUUGAAGUUACGGACAUUUUUAAGAUUAUUUCAGGUCGUUCUCGGUUUGUUCUACUUCAUUCGAAAACGGCAUAUGGUUAAAUAUAAAACAUUUAGGAAAAAUUUUGGAAAGAAGAAAAAGGCUUUAGUACUAAAUCACCGCAUUUUUAAGAUAUCGCUAUUUCGGCGAUUGUUAUAAGUUGUUCUACUUUGUUCAGAAACAGAAUAUUCCAAUGAUAACAAGAUUGCAAAAAAAUCGAUAUUAUAUGAGUGUUUCUAGCUAUUUUCCAGUCUUUAACGAUUUUUAUAAGUUGUUCCAGGUUUGUUCUACUUUGUUCCGAAACAGAAUAUUCCAAUGAUAACAAGAUUGCAAAAAAAUCGAUAUUAUAUGAGUGUUUCUAGCUAUUUUCCAGUCUUUAACGAUUUUUAUAAGUUGUUCCAGGUUUGUUCUACUUUGUUCCGAAACAGAAUAUCCCAAUGCCAACGUGUUUCUAGCUAUUUUCCAGUCUUUAACGAUUUUUAUAAGUUGUUCCAGGUUUGUUCUACUUUGUUCCGAAACAGAAUAUUCCAAUGAUAACAAGAUUGCAAAAAAAUCGAUAUUAUAUGAGUGUUUCUAGCUAUUUUCCAGUCUUUAACGAUUUUUAUAAGUUGUUCCAGGUUUGUUCUACUUUGUUCAGAAACAGAAUAUCCCAAUGCCAACGUGUUUCUAGCUAUUUUCCAGAUUCCAACGAUUUUUAUGAGUUGUUCUAGGUUUGUUCUACUUUGUUCAGAAAUAGAAUAUCCCAAUGCCAUCUAGAUUGUGAAAAAAUCGAUUUUAUAUGAGUUAUUCUAGCUAUUUUCCAGACUCUAACGAUUUUUAUAAGUUGUUCCAGGUUUGUUCUACUUUGUUCCGAAACAAUAAAUCCCAAUGCCACCCCGUGUUUCUAGCUAUUUUACAGAUAUUAACGAUUUUUAUAAGUUGUUCCUGGUUUGUUCUACAUUGUUCCGAAACGGAAUAUCCCAAUGCGACCUAGAUUGUGAAAGAAUCGAUAUUAUAUGAGUGUUUCUAACUAUUUUCCAGACUCUAACGAUUUUUAUAAGUUGUUCCAGGUUUGUUCUACUUUGUUCCGAAACAGAAUAUCCCAAUGCCGCCGUGUUUCUAGCUAUUUUCCAGACUCUAACGAUUUUUAUAAGUUGUUCCAUGUUUGUUCUACUUUGUUCCGAAACAGAAUAUCCCAAUGCCGCCGUGUUUCUAGCUAUUUUCCAGACUCUAACGAUUUUUAUAAGUUGUUCCAUGUUUGUUCUACUUUGUUCCGAUACAGAAUAUCCCAAUGUCAUCUAGAUUGUAAAAGAAUCGAUAUUAUAUGAGUUAUUCCAGCUAUUUUCCAGACUUAAACGAUUUUUAUAAGUUGUUUCAGGAUUAUUCUACUUUAUUCCGAAAUAGAAUACCCCAAUGUCACCUAGAUUGUAAAAGAAUUGAUAUUAUAUGAGUUAUUCUAGCUAUUUUCCAGAAUUUAACGAUUUUUAUAAGUUGUUCCAGGUUUGUUCUACUUUGUUCCGAAACAGAAUAUCCCAGUGUCACCUAGAUUGUAAAAGAAUCGAUAUUAUAUGAGUUAUUCUAGCUAUUUUCCAGACUUUAACGAUUUUUAUAAGUUGUUCCAGGCUUGUUCUGCUUUGUUCCAAAAUUGAGAAUUGUUUGAAAAAACAAAAAUUCGAUUUUUGAUCUGUAGAAUUGCAUUAUCAAACUAUUGCUAUUUUGACGGUUGUUCUGUAUUGUUCUAGUUUUUUUCUAUAUUGUUCCAAAAUAUAGCGAUCGAAAAAAAAAUUAUUUCUCACUAUAUUCGCGAAAAUAUAAGAUACUAUUUGAAUAAUAUCCAUCUGCCGACUUAAAUUCGAGAAAUCGCUAAUUUAUGAGUUGUUCUAGCUUUCCAUAUAGAUUUCAGAAUCUUUUCUAAGUUGUUCUAGAUUCGUUUGACUUUGUUCCAACACGACAUAUCUCGAUGCCACCUCAUUUUUGAAUAGUUGUUAUUUUAGAGAGUGUCCUGAGCUGCUGUAGCCGAUUCCUAAAUUCUAGCGAUGAUUAUAAGUUGUUCUAGACUGUUCUAUUUUAUUCCAAAAUACUAGAAAUCAAAAUUUCAGAGAAAUUUCGAAAGCAAAUCCGAUUUUUGUGCUGUAGAACCGUUUUUAUAAGUUAUCGCUGUAAAAACGUUUGUUCUAGCUUGUUCUAGUUUGUUUUCUAUAUUGUUCCAAAAUAUAGCGAUCGAAAAAAAAAUAAUUAGAACAACAUUCUAAGUGCGGUGUCAACUUCGUGUGGGUUAAUUUGGACUCUCAAGAAUAAUUUUUGGCGGGUUAAAUCAAGUAAAUUUGUUAUGUUACAUGAUACGUCAAAUCUACCAACUGUCAAAACUAAAUAACACGUUUACAAUGUUGCCAAAUAUUCCGAUUGGAUUUUAAUCGCCGAAAAAAUCAUUUUGACGAUUAUGACGGUGAUUCCUAAUUAUUUUUCAACCCUAAUUUUUAGGCAUAGGGGAAUAAUUUAGGGGUUGGAAUUUUUUUUGUACUGCCAAAGAUGACGUACUAUAAAAAAAAUGUAAAUAUCGGUUUUUAUUUAUAAAAAAAUUGUUAGGAAUAUAUCGAAUUUAAUAUAAUUUAUUAUAUUUUAUAUAAUUUGUUAACCAGGGUGAAAAAAUUACCGAAUAAUGAAAGAAAUCAAUAUAAUUACAUUUAUUUUUCGCCGAUGACUUUUAUGAAUCAUCCUGUAUAUAAUAUGGUAAAAAAACAAUUAAUUAUCGGGACACACUGUAAAGUGUGUAGUCUAUACGUCAAUUAUAAAGAGUGUCUUAUAUUUUAGACCGUUUCGCUGUACCAGAAAAAAAAUGUUUUUUAUUUUUGAAUAUCGACAACGAUUGGGCUUAAUUCGUUUAUGUUUUUGUGGAUUUUUACAACUUUUUAUCAUAUACAAGUAUAACAUCGUUUUUUUACGUUUUUAUUUUAUUUAAAUACUAUACACUUAACUAACACUUAUCACUAUCACUUAACUAAUUUAUUUAAAUAUUUCGAUUACUUCUGCUAAUUCGUUUUGUUAAUUACGAUUAUUUAUUAUAAACUGUGCUACAAAAUUUUUUAUAAAUAAAUGAAGAAUAUCACCCAAGAGAAUUUUCCAAGUUUCUCGAUAAUAAGGAAACAAAAACAAAUAAAUAAAUAGACUUUCGUAGAAAUUAUUCAAAAGAAACACGUUGCUAUAAAAAUUAAUAUAAAAAACAAACACCAAACGAAUUUCGUAAUGUAUAAAAAAAUAGGCGCAUUCGCCAAAAUUUAAAAUUCGAUUGUAACUAAGCGGGGUCGACUUAAGGACCAAUUUCGCGAAUUUAUUCGUAAAUUACAUAAUUAAUUUGAUGAUUUCUACACGUAGGAACAUUUUUUUUUGUUUAAAUUGCGUUUUAUAAUUGUAUAAAAUUUUUUUUUCAAAUAUUUCCAUUCUACGUGUAUACUUUAUGGGGAUUUAAGUUGCAAACUUUUAUUUUUAAGCUUUAAACACAAAAACAAAUCUGUUAUUCAAUGAAAAUUAUAUAUACGAGGUGUGGUGGAAUUUUUAUUAUUUUUUUUAUAACUUAAAAAUGUAAUGUUACGUAUUGAAUUUGAAAUAACACAAAGAUUCAUGAAUUAUAUUACGGGAAACUUGGAAAACCAUCAAAAAUUUUUCCCUAUAAGGGAAAUUACGUCUCUAAUCGAGAUAUUUUUGAAUUUUAGUCAUUUUUUUUCCAUUUAUGCGACAAAUAUGUUAAAAAUAACUGAAUCAAAUUGAUAUUUCAUAGAAAUUAAUAGGAAAUGUUUGUAAAAAAGCUUGGAAAUUCAAAAUGGCGGCCGUAAUAUCAUAUACAGGGUGGUUUCUAAAUUCAAAAAAUCAAAAUUUAUUAUUUUGUUUUAGAAACACCCUGUAUAUCGACAUGCACUCGAUAAAAUAAAGUUCGAUAGACAAAAUUAACGAAAUUUUAAAAAAAUAUAUCAACAAAAACUUUUUUUUUUCAAAAUUUUCCGUCGAAUAAACAAUUUGAAAAAAAAAUUGAUUUAAUACGAUAGAAAUUACGUAAAUCGAAUUCCGCUAAGUACAACUCUGUAUUAAGCGGGAAAAAUGUCAACUUUUUGACAUUUCCGGUCGUUGUUUGAACCCGUAAUUUUGCCGAGUCAAAUCAUGUACCGAGAGUGUGGAUGAAAACACUCCCGUUAGUCCAGGUAAAUUGCAAAGAUUUUUCGGCGACGGUCCGUUUAGAAAUUUGGUUAACGAAUUAUAAAAUAUACGUUUCAAUAUUAUUAGUAUAAUUGUUUAAUCGUUUCAAAGAGAUUUCUAGUCAAUAAUUUAUUAUUUAUGAUAAUAAUUAUUUUAUUUUUAUUUUAAUUAUGUACAUUCCUAGGUAUAUCGCGUAAAUAACAAAGUCUUAUGAAACGACAAUAAAGUGACUGUACUAUUAGAAUAUUCUUGUUAAUUUUUGUAUUGAAAUUCCAAUAAAAAUCGUACGUA
Molecule: messenger RNA, 6246 nt
Organism: Diorhabda carinulata
Lineage: Eukaryota; Metazoa; Arthropoda; Insecta; Coleoptera; Chrysomelidae
Product: innexin shaking-B
Exons: 4
Coding region: 582-1703 (373 amino acids)
Cellular component (GO): plasma membrane; gap junction
Molecular function (GO): gap junction channel activity
Source: RefSeq, a predicted model, not a curated record